Trichobilharzia szidati is the source of this 3491-nucleotide messenger RNA. Lineage: Eukaryota; Metazoa; Platyhelminthes; Trematoda; Strigeidida; Schistosomatidae. The record is from the annotation of a GenBank genome assembly.
CAGGUCACCCGAAAGGUUAUUCAGAUACAUUUACGAGGUUACCACAAGUUGCUCAAACAGAGGUCGAACAAAAUACGUGUGGAAUUUAGAUUCUCCCACAGAGUGGUCAGCUCCCGGAACUCCUUACCUGAUUUAAUGGUAACAGCUCCAUUGGUAAACGCUUUCAAAGAGAAGCUAGAUCUCUGCGGAAAUAUGUAUCGCAAGGACUAACACAGGCCACAAGAGCCUACUAUCUUUAUCAUCUGAAUCUGAAAAUGAUUUGUAAACCGUACCCGAAAAAAUGCAAAUACAAAAAGCGUGAUGUAAAUGCCGUUCUGUUUUACAUUUAUUUGAAGAACGUCCAUAUGAUAAGAACGUGCUGAGUUGUAGAUAUAUGAAAGGUACUCUGAAAUCACACACUUUUUAAACAAGCUAGCUCUCGAACAUGCGAAACAUAAAUCGCAGUAUGCUACGGGAUAGUCCAGUGUGAAAUUAAUAUCUGUAUGUAAAUUCAUGGUCAAGAAUGGCAAUAAUGAAUUAUUGACUAGUGUAUGAGACCCUAGAUGCCACUAUAUCGUUGGUCAUUCGAUUUUAUAACAAAAGUAACGAAGUUUAACUGUAAUCACAGAUUUCAAUUUGACGAAUAUAGUAUUUGAGGUCUUCAUGUGUGCAGUUCUGCAGACUUAGUGGGGUCCGAAAAAUAUGUAGAUGUACCUUUCGGAUUCUGAACUGAAUUUUCACUCCUAUGAGCUCCACAAACUUCAUAAUAACUUCCAUCACUUGCUAUAUUUUUUGACUCGGUUGAUCAAAAAAUAUAGUAAUGUCUGACUGAAAAGACUACUUAGAAAGUGUAUUAUCCUAACCAGUUCACCCCACUUGAAAGUUUAAUGGGAGUUUUCACCUGAUGUGGUGCUUUUAUUUGAUUCCGCCACCUAUUUGAAUGAAUGCGACCCUCUGAUGGGUGUCAAUUUUCAGGGAUACACUUGCUGCCAGGGAGAUGUUUUGCUGAUUCAGGUCUCAAAUUUACUCCUUUUACGUAGAGGUGCCAGCAAAAUCAUGUCUUCUGGUAACUGUGAUUGGCAUACGAUUCGUUCUUGUCAAAGUAAGGUUGUGCUGCAUGAGUGAUCUGCACCAACUUCUAGUGUAAGGGUAGGUAGUGAAAUGGUUGCAUUCUCUGACCACUUCGAUGAUUUGGGGAAUUGAAUCCACUCUAGCGAAGUGGUUACUAAACCAUGUAGUUGUAGACGGCAUGGCUGGGCUCUUCCAGGUUGUAAGAAACAAUGGUUAAAGUUUCCUGGUUAUGCCACUUAAAAUCGCUCACACUGUCCCAGCUGUAUUCUCUCCUUAGUGUCUUUGAAAUUUACUGAUAUUGUACGCGCUGUUACCUACAUACGUCUUCAUCUAUCGUAGUUUUAUGACAUUUCUCUGUUCUCCGAGGUGUGAAAACUUGAACUAAUGCAAUUUUAUGCGAAGUUCUUUGCUGAUAAGUUGACGAUUUAUACAAAUUAUUAAAUAUGUCAUUGUAUCAUCCAAUUAUUACCAAACAAUGUUCCUCGGAGUUCUUAAAAUUCACUUUGUUGAGGAUAUACGUAAUUCGAAAAUAAGUCUGCUAAAUACCGUUAACGGUGUCCGUAAGUUUGUCCUUUACUCCCUUCAACUGUGUGAAUAGAAAUAUGUGUAAUUCAUAAGUAACAUUGAUCUGCCACAUCAUAUUGUUAUUGGCUUUCGGCAGUUAUAUGAUUGGUUGUUUGCUUAGACCAGUAUUUUUAACUCCCGUCAAAGUUCUGCUGAAGUCUUUCACCAACUUAUUCCAUCUGCUCCAUGAUGUCACAUUGCCUGUUAUACGUCGUGUUCCACAAAACAAUGCUCUGGUCUCUUCUAUAUGUUUUUGAGACAAUCGUCGUUGGCAGAAUUUGAAAAACUUCAUAUAUGUGAUAAUCUUCAGUUUCAUGUCAUUACAUGCGUCCAGGAGACUGUUACAUAAGGAGAUUAAAGCUAGAAUUGUAAGCAGAAAUAGUCAUUUUCCGUUACAUAGGCUUUUGGUUAACGCUUUGGCUUCAACUACUGUAAUAGAAGUAUCAACCUUUCACUUUUACUGCGAUGAAUUAUUAGAAAUUAAAAGAUUUCUCAAGCCCUAACAAAAUUGUUGGUCAGUGAUCUGUUCAUCAUUAUAUCAGUCGAUUUCAAAAGUUCAUAACUGACUUAUCUUGUUAUAUAUCACGUGUUUAGAACAUCUGUCAUGAAUUUACAGAUUCUAGAUGACUAAUAAAAUAUUUCAAUAACUUUGCAGACGAAAACUCUCUUAUCAUAUUCGAGUCGUUAACUCAGUUUAUUUUCAACUGCGGAAAUAGCUCUCGAUUCAACUGUUGUUUGGUAUUUCAGGUAUUUCAGUCCAUGUACUAAACUGAUUACACUCAUUCUAAUUUUGUGAUGCGUAUUUUCGCUGCUAAAACGACACCAUAUUGUCUCAACGUUGUUCAAAAGUAUGACUACGAAAAUUAUUUGUGUUCAUUACUUCUUCCUGGCUCAAAAUGUGGCUUCGCUCUAGCAUUGAGAGCGUUUAAUGUAGAAUUAGCCCAGAUAUAUGACCAUGCCAAAAAUAUAGAACAAGCCAAAUACCGAUUUCAGUUUUGGAAGGACGUUGUUGAAUAUCUAUUCAGUGGUUCUGCUAGUUCUUCGCGGUACCAUACACCUCUUGAACAGGAGCUCAAAGAGUCAGUUUCAUGUUUGACACUGUCAAAAGAACGCUUCUACCAAUUGAUAACCUCAAGGGAAAGACAUUUCAACCAAUCUUCGUUUCUUACCUGCAAAGCAGCUGAGGCGUAUUUUGAUGAUACCUAUACACCAAUUCAUUGUUUAUUAUCUGAAGCCUAUGGAUUCGAAAUGGCAACACUAAGUCCAUUGCUGAGUCAUUUAGGAAAAGCACAGGGUAUGGUGAAUAUGUUGAGGAGUUCUGUUCUGUUAGCUCAGCAUAAAAAUGUAGUCUUAUUUCCUUUGGAUUUAAUAAAUCAGCAUAAUUUAACUCAAGAACACAUACUUCGUUUCUUACGAACAGACAUAUCAUUAAUGACACACUCCGAUGAUGAAGCUGUCAAAGCCCUGACACAGGAUAUUGCUUCAUUGGGUCAUUUUCACACCAAACGUGUUUCAAAAUUGGCCCGUGAAAUUAUGCUGAAGUCAUUCUCUACUCCAACAUUCAAUUCAUUAAAACUACAAGAGAAAGAUAUGCGACAGCGUAGCUUAAUACAAAGUACACUGCCCAGAUUAUUACUGCCUUUAGUGCCUGUAAUUAAUUAUUUGAAUUAUUUAGGUUAUUCAUCCAACUUUGACGUACGCCUUAAUUACAAGUAUAAUAAUGGUCUGUUACCAUUACAAUUGUGUUGGAAUGCAUGGCGUAAUAAAAUACCCCAAGGUCUUAAAGAAUAAUCUUUUUUCCUAACUCCUAUUCUGUCAUUGAGUUUAUGUAAAGUGACAUUUUUUACUCAUAGUUUUUUCCAAACAAUUGAUUGGUC